Messenger RNA from Fibroporia radiculosa, 624 nucleotides. RefSeq lists its product as uncharacterized. Gene Ontology annotation, cellular component: cytoplasm. The record is from RefSeq and is a predicted model, not a curated record. Gene Ontology annotation, molecular function: gamma-glutamylcyclotransferase activity; glutathione specific gamma-glutamylcyclotransferase activity. Lineage: Eukaryota; Fungi; Basidiomycota; Agaricomycetes; Polyporales; Fibroporiaceae. Bases 1 to 624 code for a protein of 207 amino acids. The transcript is spliced from 12 exons. Gene Ontology annotation, biological process: glutathione catabolic process.
AUGGGCGAGAAAGCGUACGUGGUGUUCGGUUAUGGCUCGCUGAUCUUCAAGCCGCCACCCCAUGUCGUUGCUGAACAACCCGGAUUCCUGAAGGGCUACGUGCGCAGAUUCGCCCAGAAGUCGCAUGAUCACAGAGGGACGCCAGAGAGCCCUGGGAGAGUCGUCACGCUGGUGCACAAGGAGGACUGGGAUGCGUUCUCUGGGUCGGAUCCGUUUCCUAAUGACGACGUUGUCUGGGGUAUCGCAUACACUAUCGAUCCGCUGUACGAGUCUGAAGUCCGGGACUACCUAGACUAUCGAGAGAAGGACGGUUAUACCUUAGAAGAGCUCAACGUGUGGGGAAUAGUUGAUGGCGUAGAGCAGGUCGUCAUACAUAACGCAUUUUGUUACGUCGGUCGCAACGACAAUCCUUCAUUUAUUGGCUCUGAGCCCAUAGACAAACUUGCCAAGCAUAUAUGGCGUUCUGUGGGCCCAUCUGGACGGAACAAAGACUAUCUGUACGACCUAGCCGCUGCCGUGAAGAGGCUUGCACCAGAAUCGCACGACUCUCAUUUAUCCGCUCUAGAGACCCGAUGUCGCGAACUAGACGCAGAGAGAAAUGAUUGGGAUGAGAAGCAGCCAUAA